This is a messenger RNA of Symbiodinium pilosum, 582 nucleotides long. The record is from the annotation of a GenBank genome assembly. Lineage: Eukaryota; Dinophyceae; Suessiales; Symbiodiniaceae.
GUGGAAGAUGAGUCUCUGCUUUCCAACGCUAAAGCUCGCGUGGAAGAGCUCAAGGAGCGAGAUGCUGCAAGUGAUCACUUGAUCGCUGCGGCGGCUGAGGCCCGUCAGGGCAGCCGCACUCCUGAGGGUCUCCAAACCCUGCAGGAGGCGUUGCAACGAGCCAAGGCCAAAGGCAUUCCAGAGAAGGAGCUGCAGCAUGGUGAGCAGGUCCUGGCCGAGGAGAUGCCGCGCGCGCAGGCUAGACAACAGUUGCGAGAAGCGCAGGCAAAAGGCACCAGCGCUCUGCGAGAGGCCAUUGCAAUGGCCAAAGCCACAGGCCUCUCGCCAGAAGAGCUGGCACCUUUUGAGGAUCUGCUUCAAGGAGCCGAAUCCAAGGAAGCAGCUACCGCUGCGCUGAAGAAGGCCACAGAUGCGCGAGACGUCGCGGCGCUCACCUUCGCACUCCAUCAGGCCAAGGAGGCAGGCGUGGAUGCUGACCUCGUUGCUGCAUCCCAGGCGGUUUGGGAAGUUGAGGCGCCGAAGCAGGAGGCUCGGGAGCUUCUGGCGGCCCAACUGGCCAAGGCCAUUCCAUUCGUUCCCUAA